GAUGAGCAGCGUGGAGCAACUCCUUCGUCCUCCAACACCUGCUGUGAGUUUGUCUAGUAGGUAGUGUAUGUUGUGAUCACCAUGUCAGCAUCAGCAUCAGUUGCUGUCAAGACGGAGGAGGGCGUGGCGGCUACGGGUCCUCGAGAGUAUGAGUUUUACAAACUCCCUCCUGGAAGAGCCAACAAAUUCCAGUAUCCUCCCAGUUGUCCAGUCCACUUUCGAGGCAGUGAUGGCACCAUGAGAAACGGUGUUGUCCUGGAGGUUGGGCUUCGUGAUGUUGGAGAACCAACGCAAAAGUACAAACUUACUACUAGUAGUGAAGAUGAGAUGAUCGUGGAAGAAGGAGGGAUUGUCUUUGGCAAUGGAUGCCCCGUGUGGUGGACGUACACCACCAACCCUCCACACCAAAAGCCCGGAUGGAUUCACUCUUGUACACUUCGGAAUCACGGUGAAAAGUUUUAUACCAUUCGGCUCACACCAGAAGAAGAUAGUCCGAUCACCAUUCCCUUUAUUCCAGAAAACAGCCUCAAAUUCAACUUUACCGCUGCCAAAACAGACGCUCCACAGGCAAGCUCCUCCAAUCAGCAGCAGCAGCCAUCCAGGCCAGAGCCUAGUAGAAAGCCGCCUCCACAAAAAUCCAAAACAGGAAAGCAACAUACCAAAAAAACCUCUGGUCCUGCCACUUCCAAAAGGGCUCCCACCGUCAGUGCAAGUGUUCGGGAUUCAGACACUUCUUCCUCCGAGCAGGCAUCAUCCAAGCCAGAUGCUAUCAGAAAGCCCUCUGCAAAAUCCAAGGAAGCAAAGCGGCAGGCUUCGAAAAAGUCUCCCACCGCCAAUGCUAAGGAUCCGACCCGCCCAAAGGACAAGAAAUCAUCACAGCAGCAGCAGAGUCAAGCAGCCAAAAAGCAGCCUGCAACCGACAAGCAAACAAAGAAAAAAGGGAAGCAACCAAAUCAACCAGACAAACAACAACGGGCUAGUAGCACAUGCACAACUGAAGCGUCCUUUCAUGUACCCCGACGACCAGCUCCAGAGCUGCGCAUGGAUUUUACACAGCACAACUAUAAGUCAGAUGAUGAUGACGACGAUGCCAGUGACACAUCUCCGUCCAAGGAUCCACAACGACUCAAGGCCAUCAAACAACCCACACGCAAUGUCAAGGGGCAACAACAACAACGACAAAAACAAAGUCUCGCGCAGGGGAUGCAAAUCAAUCAAUCCGACAGUCCCUUUUCCAAGAUUUGCUAUUCCGUCCAUCACGAUAUGGAACGAGCCCAAGACAAGGUUCGGGAAUUCAUUAGGCAAAAGGGAAGGGUCAAGAAUCCCUACAAUCCCGACUAUAAAGGGCUGGGCCCCGUGUUGUACAAGAUGUGUUGGCAUUGGCAUCUUCAAGGACAGUGCUAUGCGAACUGUAAAGUACAGAAAGAUCACCGGGAACUGACUCCAGAGGCAGCUCGAAAAAUCGAAGCCGCACUCGAGCCGGCAAUUUCCAUGAAAGGUCCCAUUUUCCUUCCGGCAGCAUUGGAGGAAAUGGCAAAAAAGAAGAAGCAAAAGGCAAAAGCCAGCCCAGAUGGUAGUCGCAAGAGGACUGACAGUGACACGGAACGGGACCACGAGGCCGGAGGAGCUAAUGGCGAGCAAGGAGUUCUUGCCAUGGGGGCCAAUGCUCGGAAAAAACAAAAGCUGGCGACCGAUGUUUCUAAAACUCUCAUGUUGCCAAAACACUUUGGGGAAGUCUUUUACCAGUCGGCGCUUCAUGAAGAAGAAUCCAUUGGUGAGUAUCUGAAAAAGUGUAUUUGGGUCCUAAAAGAGGCCCGCAAAGGCAUCAAGCUGGAACUGAGUGGGUCCAGUAAGGAACAACUGAUUCAGUGCCAAUGGGAAGCCGAGCGGAUCCUCUGUGAGAAGCUGCGCGAUAAAAAUCUUGCGUGCAAGCUCUUGAUGGAUCUGGAACGGCUCAACAAAUGGCGCAACCCAGAUGCUGGCGAUCAAGUGAUGAUCCUAAAGACGCGUCGUCCAAUGGCGAGGUCGCAUGACAAGCUCUGUUGGAUGGCAGAAAUCAAGAUUCAAGAUGACGGCAAUGACAACGGCGGCGGAGAUGAUCAACCAGUAGCGCUCGAGACUGCUCAAAUCGUACACAACACUCUGCAACCACGAUACGGCGACAAAGUCAAGCUAGUCCUGCACAGCCGUUUAGAGGGCAGCUGUUGUAAUUACGAUGUGCCCUCGCAUUUCAUUGUUUGGGGCAAAGACAGGCGUGAUGUGGAUGCAUGCCUCAAAGCCUUCCGUGAAGAAGCAGAACACCAGGAAGACGACCCUUUUGAGUUCUAG
Messenger RNA from Seminavis robusta, 2328 nucleotides. The record is from the annotation of a GenBank genome assembly. Lineage: Eukaryota; Bacillariophyta; Bacillariophyceae; Naviculales; Naviculaceae.